CGAUAGUCGAAUUGGGAUCCCAGUUGCCUAUGGUGGAAAUGAUCCUUCAGUUGAGUCGCGAACAAGCUAGCGCACUUCAUCCGGUUCUGUUUAUUAAGUUGUCUGUUUGACAUUCGUAUUUGUAGAGUUCUUGCUCACUUUCAUCGUGCCACAAAAAAGCAUCCCUUAGACCUAAAGGUAUUUUCCGGCACGCCUCUCGGGUAGAGUUGAGCACCUGCGACUCGCUUCCAAACACGGGUUACCACACGAGGCAUCCAAGAUUCCACGCCUAAACCGGUUUACCCAUGCGCUAUCUGGUAAAACUUUGCGAUGGGCGGGAAUCCUCCUUCGCCCGUCACGUACCGUGGCAUGUGACAUCGAAUGGGUUCCUGCAGGGCCACCUGGCGGAAGGAAAGGCAUGAGAAAAACUACAGGCUUCCUUCCGGGUUGCCCGAUUCCGAGUAUGAACUCCAUAUCGUUAUUUCCUUUUUGCGCCAACGGCUACACUUUCGAAACAUAGAAAGGAUCGCUCAAGUGCAACAGAACAGGCUGCAACAGCAGUUGCAGUUGGCCAGCCUUGUUCUCGUCGUCCAAAGUCGUGGGUCAACCUGUAUCGCAUGAUCGCCUCCAGGGUGGAACAGCAAAAAGUGCAAACCAGUCGCGCACCGCGCAAGGUGGGACUGUAGGUGUUCGGAAAGCUGAAAGGCGGUCACUGUGGAUGCCUUCUGUCUGCCUACUCAGGCGCGGGGUUGUUGCGCUUCCGCUGCUGUAUUUAUGUCGGCUACAGGGUGCGCCGCAAGCGCGGUUCGGGAAAAAGACGGGGGGGCGCCGUGCUUUCUGCUGCGCUCUUGUGGUCGAGAGGGAGGGCAGUGCAGGAGUCCACGACUGGCCUCCCCGCCCCAAAACACAAUGAGAGUGAAAAUGAAGAGUGGGUGAACUGCGCGGAGAGAUAGAAUAGGGAGAGUCUCGCGUUGGAAAGGCGGUACGGCGGCAACAAGAGAAACGUGUUUUGGAACCGAAUGAGCAGAGACGUCCUUCUUCUGCGGCGAACGGACGCAAAUACAAUACCGCCGUGUCGGAGUCGAGAGGAAAGAGCGGUGCUUGCGACGGGAGUGAGCGGUUGUGUUGCGGAGAUAACUAAGGACGGCGUCGGUGCCGUGUCUGUGUUUCUCAGCAUCAAAGAGGUCCCUGCUGAUUCGAGGGGUUACCUCGUUAGUCUGUUCAAAUCAAUAGUGUUUUGAACAGCCUUUUUUAAAAGACUGACACUACCCCUUUCGCACCAGAGGUCGAAGAUUUCUCAUAACUCGAGGAGGCAAGUUGCGUCAGACGUUGCGGUGCAACACGUGUAUUUCGAGGGCCAUCCUUUUGGAGUUCUUUGUUUUUCGAGCGUCAAAAUGGAGAAGUACAGAAAGGUUCCCAAGGACAAGGAGCCUAUUGGCUCCAACGAGAUCCGCAUCACUUCGGCAGGCAAAGUGAUGAACUACGUGGCGUACGCAGCACGACUUCUGACAGAGCAGAACAUGCGAAAAAUCAACAUCAAGGCAACAGGCAAUGCCAUCGCACGUGCCGUUACCUUGGCAGAAGUCUUGAAACGUCGCUUCAAGGGACUUUACCAAAUCACGAAGUGUGGAAGUACGACGAUCACUGACGUUUAUGAACCAACUGAGGAGGGACUGGACAAGGUCAAGGAAGACCGCGUCGUUUCAUUCCUCGAAAUCACGCUCUCGUUCGAUGCUCUGGACCAGAAAGACCCUGGUUACCAGGCCCCGAUUGAUGAGAGCCUCGUGAAGGAAAUGAAACCCGAGGAAAUUACUAAAACCGGAGGCUUCCGUGACCGCGGGGGCUUCCGCGGAGGCUACCGUGGUGGAUACCGCGGCGGCUACGGCCGGGGCGCCUACCGAGGAGGAGGGGAGUUCCGCGGAGGCUACAGGGGAGGCUUCCGUGGCCGUGGAGGCUACAGAGGAGGCCGUGGAGGAAACUACGAGGGAGAGUACAGGAACGGUGACUAUGGCGCCGAGUACAACAAUGGCGAGUACGGCAACGACUAUAACGGUGGCUACAGAGGCAGGGGGCGAGGCCGUGGAUUCAGGGGAGGCGCGGCCGGUAGCUACCGCGGCGGCCGAGGACGACCGGAGUAAGGAGUCCGUUUUAUUGGGGUCCAGGAGUGUCUUCAAUUUUGGUGUUUCGGCAAACGUCGGUUUGUCCAGACACGCGGAGCCGUAUGCCGAGUUGGGAGGCUGGAAUGAGAGGCGAGUGUUGUGGUGGAAGUCAAAAGAUGGAGCGGGACACUGAUGAAGAGCAGCGCCAGACCUGAGACAAAGGUGACGGGGUGGAGAAGCCAGUUGUGAUGCAAACGGAGUAUGCGAAGGAUCGACAGCGGAAAGUGUAUAUGCGAAGCCUUGCGCAGAAGACAUUUGAAAGGACAAACACCAACAGAAUGGAGAUGCAAGCAGUCACACAGAAAAAGAGAUGGUGGCCGCAGCCGGAAAGGAGGCGAAGGCUCUACGGUGCGUCCGGGCGACAAGACAGUCGGCGGACACUACCGUUUACAGAGCGGUAUCCUUUCUCCCGUUGUAUCCAUGAGAUGUUGCUGCAGCGUUUCCGUGGAGAGGCUUGUUGAGAGAGAGACGGAAAUGUGGCAGAUGGACAGAGGGGACGAGCAGUGGGAAGAGUUUUUCAUGCUGGUCUUGGCCUUUGUUCUUUCUCGCCCCGAUACAUGUGCUUCGCUGGCGCGCGCUCUCCUGUGGAAAAGUGCCCCUCAACGUAGAGGAGUGAAACAAAGGAGAGGAACACGUUCACCUUUCGUCGAUUUCUCUAUACAUUUAAUCUGUCUCGUUCAUCGGUGACUUUCCGCGCCAGUGUCUUGAGAAGACGUCACUGCACACAACCAACCAGAGGAAAAGAAACUCCCAAGUUCAUGCGUCUACUAUGGUUUUUGUGUCCCCGCAAUGCCCAUGGGGAUGUUCCGUUUUGCUUUCCAGCGGAAAGCUGGGAGAAAACUGCCGAGCCAGGCAUUGUCGCUUUUCGUGUACAUGCUUUUCGAGGGCUCGAACGCUUUGGUCGCCCGUCUGUGGGAGAGGCUGACGCAGAACAUAGCUGAGCGUCGUCAGACGUGUUCUUCCAAUGUUGAAGCCAGAGAAAUCAAGCAGCCGGUUGGUAUAUGUGAAGCAGUCAAGAACACAACAAGUGCCUAGCUGCUGUCCACUCCGCAUCAUGCCUCGCAACUAGGAGCACAACUCGUCUUAUUUUCAGCUUGACUUCUUUCAUACAUAUUUCACAAUCGACUGAACCGGCGGCGGGUCCCAACGUUUCUGUACAAGAGGUGCUUGCUGCUGGUGCCCUCGUUCAACAUUUUGAAGAGCGUGAUGGAAUAAUUAACCAGUGUAAUACUGUGGCGCAACACUCAUGACAAGAUAUGAACGGAAAGAGCUCGAACAGGCGGUGUGUUAAUCUUGAACAGAAGGCCGAGGAAUUCUGUGUCGUCCCCGAGGUCACUCGGUAUGCUCCUUGACUGCAACGCAGAGGACGCGUUUGCUGGCGAGGCUAUGCAUGUAUCAAGCAUUAGAAAACGCAGGGAACCCUACAGAAGGAAUCUUUAACGUGCGCCGUGUUGAAGGCACCGGUGCAGCAACGUAUAACCCGUGUGAUUGAAGGGCAGGGAAUCCAAUAGUGAUGCCUACGCGAUUCAAGAGU
Molecule: messenger RNA, 3672 nt
Organism: Toxoplasma gondii ME49
Lineage: Eukaryota; Apicomplexa; Conoidasida; Eucoccidiorida; Sarcocystidae
Product: alba 1
Exons: 4
Coding region: 1374-2117 (247 amino acids)
Molecular function (GO): RNA binding
Source: RefSeq, a predicted model, not a curated record